This is a messenger RNA of Lagopus muta (rock ptarmigan), 2877 nucleotides long. It is a transcript of the gene FGF12, whose product is annotated as fibroblast growth factor 12. The transcript is spliced from 5 exons. Gene Ontology annotation, biological process: positive regulation of gene expression; cell differentiation; animal organ morphogenesis. NCBI's taxonomy places the organism in Eukaryota, Metazoa, Chordata, Aves, Galliformes, Phasianidae. Gene Ontology annotation, molecular function: growth factor activity; fibroblast growth factor receptor binding. The record is from RefSeq and is a predicted model, not a curated record. Gene Ontology annotation, cellular component: cytoplasm. Bases 703 to 1434 code for a protein of 243 amino acids.
UUUUUUUUUUUAAAUUUAAUUUAAUUUAAUUGCGUUGCCUCUUUUUGCUUUGUUCGCCGGCCUGGUGCUUUUUGUCGUGGCCGCUUUGCCUUCCCCUCCCGCCCUUCUCCGCGAGAGGAGUGGGGAGGGGGGGAAAAGAGGAAGAGGAGGAGUGCGAACAGAAAUGCAGCGCGGCUCGCCCUGAGCCCGGCCGCGGGAGCGGAGCGGAGCCGCGGGACGCGUCCAUGUGCGCGCAGUGCCGCGCCGCGCCUGGGAGCCACCGCGCUGGGGCCGGGGCCGGCCGCGGGCCGGGGGGGCUCUGACUCAUCCCACGGCCCCUCGCCCCAGCGGAGCGGAGCCGCGCCGCGGGGAUCCGCGGAUCCUCCGCACACCCUCCUCUGGACACAGCAGCCGCCAGCGGACCUUUGCGAGCGGGGCGGCCGCCUCCCGGAUUUACAAGGCGCGGGGCACCGCCGGCCCGGCCGGGAUUUGCGCUCUCCGGGGACGGACCCAUGGGCGGCGGGGUCCGGCGGCCAGCCAUGGUUGUUAGCCGGAGCGCCCCGCUCCGCCUGGCCGGCUGAGCCCUCCCCGCUGCCGGGACUCGGGGCCGCGGCGCGCUAAGCGGGGCGUCCCCGUCCCCCCGGGGCGCGGCGGCGGCUCGGCCCCAGCACGCUCCCCUGGACCGGAGCGGCGAGGCGAGGCGCGGGGGGCCCAUGAGCGGCGAUGGCAGCGGCUAUCGCCAGCUCGUUGAUCCGGCAGAAGCGGCAGGCGAGGGAGUCCAACAGCGACCGGGUGUCCGCCUCCAAGCGCCGCUCCAGCCCCAGCAAGGACGGGCGCUCCCUCUGCGAGAGGCACGUUCUGGGGGUCUUCAGCAAAGUGCGCUUCUGCAGCGGCAGGAAAAGGCCGGUGAGGAGGAGACCGGAACCCCAGCUGAAGGGAAUUGUGACAAGGUUAUUCAGCCAGCAGGAAUACUUCCUGCAGAUGCACCCAGAUGGUACAAUUGAUGGGACCAAGGACGAAAACAGCGACUACACCCUUUUCAACCUAAUUCCUGUGGGUCUUCGUGUGGUGGCAAUCCAAGGGGUGAAGGCAGGCCUGUACGUUGCCAUGAACGCUGAGGGCUAUCUCUACAGCUCAGAUGUUUUCACACCAGAGUGCAAAUUUAAGGAAUCUGUCUUUGAAAACUACUAUGUUAUUUAUUCUUCCACGCUGUAUCGGCAGCAAGAAUCCGGACGAGCGUGGUUCCUGGGACUCAAUAAAGAAGGUCAAAUUAUGAAGGGAAACCGGGUGAAAAAAACCAAACCCUCAUCACAUUUUGUACCCAAACCCAUUGAAGUGUGCAUGUACAGAGAGCCAUCGCUGCAUGAAAUUGGAGAAAAACAAGGACGCUCUAGAAAAAGUUCAGGGACACCAACCAUGAACGGAGGCAAAGUCGUUAACCAAGACUCGACAUAGCUGACAAACACCCUCCCUCCCUCCAGCUCCUCCCUUCCCACCCACCUUCCCACCCCACCCGGCGAACCCACACUGAGAGGACGACAGCUGAGCAAGGCAGGACCUACGGUAGUGGCUAGGAGCCCGAACUCCAGGAGCUUUCUUUGUGUAGGAUGAGGAAACUGAACCCCAGAUCUUGCCUGUUGCAACGUUUUAAAAAAACAAAAUAAAAAACACACACACACGCAAAAAAAAAAAAAAAAAAAAAAAGUGAAGAAAAAAAUGUUUUAAAUCAGGACUUCCAUUAACAUUUUCAAAGCAAACUGUUUGCUCUGUGAUCAAAGGGGGAAAAAAGAAAAAAGGUCUCAUCUCUGCAUAAUAAUAAUAAUAACAACAACUAAUAAAUACAAUAAUAAUAAAUAAAGAUGUUACCUUUAAAAAAAUAAAACAGAGCUUUUGGAAAAUCGAACUUAGCCAUAACGAUGUGUGAAAAACACAGGCUGGGACUGCGCUUUCUGCCUUAUGCUUCCACCUCACGUUCACCACUGGGUUUGCCAUCCUCUCUUCCCUGGGGAUGGAUGGGAUUUUUCACACAGCAGGAAAGGUAGGGACGGAUUAUGACUGUGUUUGCUCUGCUAUCAAUAAAAUACGGCCUGUCCGAAUUAGGAGUCUGACAGUUAUGGGCAACAAACAAGUUGCUCUGUAUUCAGCUUUUCCCAUCUAUAUUCAGACACUGCGUAGUUAUUUGUUGCCAGUGUCACUGUGUGGAUGUGUUUGACCCAAGUCUGGCAUUUUAUGCCUUUUUAUCAUAAUUAUUUAUAUUUAUAGGCUUGUUUUACUGUAUUAAUUGCCAGAGGAGUUUCAGAAAUGGGUUUUCAGGUCUUGCAGAAUGAAAUUAUGAUAUUUAUUAGGGAAGAGCGAGAAGAUGAAGGGAAGGAAGGAUGUCUGCUUGCUUUAGAAACUAAAAUGGAGGCAGCAACACUGCUAAGUCCCUGCUGUCAGCAGUGACAAGGCACUGCUGGGGGGUUGGCAGUAGUGGUUCCUUGUGAGCCUGGCUCAGGUGCCAAGAAUAAAUGCCCUUGGCUUUCCUAGAUGGGACAACACUGCCCUGGCUGGGUGCUGGGAAGGUUUUGGUGCUGAGGCCAAAACAAAGGCUUUGGUUAAAUCUGUUGGAGGGAAAAUCAAAUUCAAUAAGCAAAUACCCAAGGGCUUGAAGAGGGGUAUUGUGUUGGAAUGGCCCAUUACACAAGUGAAAACAGCCCAAAGCAUUGCUAUUAUAAGUCAGGCAGGCUUGUUUCACUUCAUAAAAUUAUGGGUACACAUAAAAAAAAUGCAGAAAAUAGCACUAUAAUUCUUGGGUCUGCUUUGUUGCCACAGCCAUUGCAUACUACAAAGCUGCUCUGGGAGAUGAUGAGCAACCCAGCUGCUGGCUGGGCGAGCAGCUGUACAGGCACCAAGAGGGCA